AAAAAAUCUCCUCCUCCGCUUUCUUUCCCACUAAAAACCAGUUUCAGAGAGACAGAGAGAGAGAGAGAGACAGAGAGAGUGGGGGUUCACGAGCUGCGUCACCGCCUUUCCAUCUCUCUCUCUCUGUGUGAAGCUCCAAAAAUCUGAGAAACCCAACGAGUGUGGUGAGGUGUGGUGUGGGGUGGGUGAAGCUUCACGGGCUCCAACCCUUCUCCCAGUCUCUUUCUGCACCCACCAGCUUCUCUUCAAUCCAGCGGUUCACGUCCACCCACGUCACCACCUCCACCGCCCAUCUUCCAGCUCGAUCUUUGAUCGCCUCUCUCAGCCAUUGGUGUUGCAUAUCUUACAUUCCCGGGAGAAUAAUAUAAUGCGUCAAACAGAGCUUCAGCUUCUGCUUUAGUUCUGCGUGGUGCUUUUUGGGUACAAAGUGUUUGGGUAGAGAGAGAGAGAGAGAGAGAGAGAGAGAGAGAGAUGGAUAGGUCGACCGUAACUGUGGGGCCGGGCAUGGACUUGCCGAUCAUGCACGACAGUGAUCGGUACGAGCUGGUGCGAGAUAUCGGGUCGGGAAAUUUCGGGGUGGCAAGGCUGAUGAGGGACAAGCAGACUGAUGAGCUGGUCGCCGUUAAGUACAUCGAGAGAGGUGAGAAGAUAGAUGAGAAUGUACAAAGGGAAAUUAUAAACCACAGGUCAUUGAGGCAUCCCAACAUUGUCAGAUUCAAAGAGGUCAUAUUGACACCGACACAUCUAGCUAUUGUGAUGGAAUAUGCAUCUGGAGGGGAACUCUUUGAACGGAUAUGCAAUGCCGGCCGGUUCAGUGAGGAUGAGGCACGCUACUUCUUCCAGCAACUAAUAUCAGGAGUUAGCUACUGUCAUGCAAUGCAAGUAUGCCAUCGUGACUUGAAAUUAGAGAACACAUUGUUGGAUGGAAGUCCGGCUCCUCGUUUAAAGAUUUGUGAUUUUGGGUACUCCAAGUCUUCGGUGCUGCAUUCACAACCAAAAUCAACUGUUGGCACACCUGCAUAUAUUGCCCCUGAAGUGUUGCUUAAGAAAGAAUAUGAUGGCAAGAUUGCAGACGUGUGGUCUUGUGGGGUGACCUUAUAUGUCAUGUUGGUGGGCGCCUACCCUUUCGAGGAUUUGGCGGAGCCAAAAAACUUCCGCAAAACAAUUCAGCGGAUUUUGAAUGUCCAGUACUCAAUUCCUGACUACGUUCAUAUAUCUCCGGAGUGUCGCCAUUUGAUCUCAAGGAUAUUUGUAGCUGACCCAGCAAAGAGGAUAACCAUUCCUGAGAUAAGGAACCAUGAGUGGUUUUUGAGGAACCUUCCAGCAGAUCUCAUGGAUGAAAGAACAAUGAACACUCAAUUUGAAGAGCCUGAUCAACCCAUGCAAAGUAAUGAUGAAAUCAUGCGGAUAAUUGCUGAGGCUACCAUUCCUGCAGCAGGGAGUCACAGCCUCAACCAGUAUCUGACUGGCAGCUUGGACAUUGAUGGUGACAUGGAGGAGGACCUGGAAAGUGAUCCUGACCUUGACAUUGAUAGCAGCGGAGAGAUAGUCUAUGCAAUGUAAUCCUGACUAUUGCCUGCCAAGAGUUGCUUAAACCCAUCUACUGGGUUUUGUUUGUUGGGGGUGUGCAAGAUUAGAGGAAAAGCUUUUUCCUUUUCUCUGCAAUGAAAAAUCCUGGGUUUAAAAUUUGUAAAUGUCAUUGAGGAUUUGUUCUUUUCGCUCCUAUCUGUUCUAGCGAUGUGCUACUGUAUUGAUCUGUAUUUUUAGUCUUCGGAAAGUGAAAUAUGUAUUGCCCGUUGUAACACUAUAAUUGUCAUGUUUGUCGCUUUGGCUGGCUACAUGUGUCAACUCAUGCUUUUUUAUUUGUGUUUAUUGGGUGAUUGGCUAA
Molecule: messenger RNA, 1888 nt
Organism: Corylus avellana
Lineage: Eukaryota; Viridiplantae; Streptophyta; Magnoliopsida; Fagales; Betulaceae
Gene: OST1
Product: Protein kinase superfamily protein
Biological process (GO): protein phosphorylation
Cellular component (GO): nucleus
Molecular function (GO): protein serine/threonine kinase activity; ATP binding
Source: RefSeq, a predicted model, not a curated record